Perkinsus marinus ATCC 50983 is the source of this 822-nucleotide messenger RNA. RefSeq lists its product as hypothetical. The transcript has 2 exons. The coding region runs from base 110 to 397 and encodes 95 amino acids. The record is from RefSeq and is a predicted model, not a curated record. Lineage: Eukaryota; Perkinsozoa; Perkinsida; Perkinsidae.
AGGCGCUUGAUGAGAGUUGGCUCAACGUGAUGCUGUCAUUGAUUGGCGGCUCAACCUAUAUCGACGAGGCUACAGGAGAGGAUAUCCUGUUUGCGGCAGCGUAUGUUCUAUGCGGAAGUAUAACUGUAAAGUAGCUCUUUGGGUUGGCACCGCUGAUGAGAAUAUCUUGAUGAUGGUGGGGAGAAGAUUUAAGGAAUCUUUAAAGCCGCUCAUUGAUUACAUGACGGAUGUGAGUAAUUGUACUACUUCAUCUGAAGAGGACACUACUUCUCGCCCCAACCGUGCUGCAAAGGCGGUCAUUCGCCCCAAGGCUAUCCAAUUCGAGUUCUUCUCUGACGAUAAUCAUAGUGGUCAGAGGAAAAUAGAGAUUCCAUUGAUUGCUGAUGAUAACGAGUGAUAGCCGCCGAUGAGUCGUCGGUUGGACGUGCUCCUAUUGAUAUUAAUCCAAUUACCAUGGAUCUCCUAUUAUCAUUGUAUAUGUAUCUCAGCCGUAGACUAUAGUCUGUCGUAGUAGUAGUAGUAGCAUAUACAAACUGUCAGCUUGGUUGAACGCGCUUAUUCUUGGGAUUUUACCUCGUGAAGACUUAAAGUGGAAGGAAUGUUCGUGCUUUGUCCAGUCGUUCAGAGGUUGGUGAUUGCUAACUUGAUGCACUUGUGGCACUUGUGGAUUUAUUCUUCGGAGUGCACGUAUUUGAGGGUGAUAUAUAAUGUUACUCGAUUGCGUAUCCUCUCUAUUUAUUGCUCUGGUGCACUAAUCAUAUCUUUGCUUGAUCAACACAACAUACAAAACAGGUUCGGUUGGCUACAACUGUUAUUGCUCGC